Messenger RNA from Australozyma saopauloensis, 2304 nucleotides. RefSeq names its product putative tRNA 4-demethylwyosine synthase. Gene Ontology annotation, molecular function: catalytic activity; 4 iron, 4 sulfur cluster binding; FMN binding. The coding region runs from base 1 to 2304 and encodes 767 amino acids. Lineage: Eukaryota; Fungi; Ascomycota; Pichiomycetes; Serinales; Metschnikowiaceae. Gene Ontology annotation, biological process: wybutosine biosynthetic process. The transcript has a single exon. The record is from RefSeq and is a predicted model, not a curated record.
AUGAAUCCGGAAUUUCAUCCUUUUAUGUGUGUUGCACUUUUCAAGUCGGCAUCAAGUGUGUUCUGCGAAUUUGCAGCCAGAGCCGACCUGAAAUUUGGUUGCAAAUCCUGCAUCAUGUCACUCAUCUCCAUCUCAUAUCUGUUUUCUUCCAAUAUGGAUCUGGGGAAGACGAUUUUCGGCGCUUGCGCGGUGCUUUUUUUGAUUUCAGGCAAUAGAGUCUCUCUACUAGUGGCUGCAAUUAUUAUUUAUUUUUUUGCGAAGGAACUCCGGGACGUCAAACCAAAGAAGGCCCUGAAUAUCUAUGAGGUUGACUUCACUCAUACCUAUAAAGUGGAAAAAUCAAAUGGUAAUGUCGGUAGAAAAGUUGUGAGCAGAAGAUCAAAAUCUCCUAAGAUUUUCAAAGGCAGCAAAUCGGAGCCCAACUUCAGCGAAACCUUGCUCACAGCAUCAAGUCUUCAACUUGUGGAGUCUCCAAUAUACAUAUUCUACACCACAUUGACUGGCUCAUCAAAGCGAAUCGCCACUCUUUUACACGAAAAAAUAUGCGCUAUCGAUGGGCGUACUGCCAGCACCAAGUUGCUCUCUCUUGAUGAUGAUGUCGAUGAUUUGGAGGAGUAUUUCAUGAAGACACCCAAGAACGAGUCGCCCAGCAUAUAUUUAAUGGUUCUUCCCUCAUACGAAACAGACUCUCCUAUUGAUUAUUUCUUGGAGCACUUGGAGGACACAUACCAAGACUUCCGUGUGGACAAGUACCCACUUCAAGCCUUAGCUGGGUUUGCAGUGCUCGGUCUAGGUGAUUCAGAGUCUUGGGGCGGAUCUCAAUUCUGCUACCAAGCAAAAUUAGCCGACAAAUGGCUUGCUAAAUUAGGGGGUCGGCGUUUGUUCCCGUUGGGACAGAAUUGCAUGAAGGUAGAUGAGCUGAACAAGGCAAUCGAAUGGAUCGAUAGAUUUUGCGAGCUUCUUGCAGACAAAGAACCUUUCUUUGUUAACGAACAAGUGGAAGAUAGUGAUGCAGAAGAAGAAGAGAUCGAUAUUGCUUCUGAGGUUGUGGAUGUUGAGGAUAUGGGACUGAUUAUAGCGGCCUCUGGAGGAAAGUUCAAGUCCGCAGAGGGUCCAAAGCAGAUGGUUGCUCAAGAUUCACCAACAUACAAAUCCCUUACUAAACAAGGAUAUACCAUUGUUGGCUCUCAUUCAGGAGUCAAGAUAUGUCGUUGGACAAAGAGUGCUAUGCGUGGGAGAGGCUCCUGUUACAAAUUUGCGUUUUAUGGAAUUAGAUCGCACUUGUGCAUGGAAACAACCCCGUCGCUAGCCUGUUCCAACAAAUGUGUCUUCUGCUGGCGGCACGGUACAAACCCAGUUGCAAAGCUGAACUGGAGAUGGGAGGUUGACCCUCCUGAGAUGGUCUUGAAAGGUGCUCUUGAAGGACACUACAAGAAAAUUAAACAGAUGAGAGGUGUGCCAGGUAUCCAGAUGGAUAGAUUUGAGGAAGCUUUUCAGGUGCGUCAUUGUGCUUUGUCACUUGUGGGUGAACCCAUCUUUUAUCCACACAUCAACGAGUUUGUUUCAAUGUUGCACGAGAGACACAUCUCAUCUUUCUUGGUCUGCAAUGCUCAACACCCAGACCAUUUGGCACAGCUUGCUAAGGUCACUCAACUAUACGUCAGUAUUGAUGCUCCGACAAAGACUGACUUGAAGAAAGUCGAUAGACCACUCAAUUCUGACUUCUGGGAAAGACUCAUGUCGUGCUUGGAUAUUCUUAGAACCAAGCAGUCUCAUCAAAGAACCGUCUUCAGGUUGACAUUGGUCAAGGGAUUCAAUAUGGGCGACAUUUCUAGUUAUGCUGACAUGGUGGAGAGAGCGCAGCCUUCCCAGAUCGAGGUCAAAGGAGCCACCUUCUGUGGAUCAUCAAAUGCCAACGGAAAUCCACUCACCAUGCAAAAUAUUCCAUUUUAUGAUGAAUGCAAGUCAUUUGUUGAGCAAUUGGUUGCAGAGCUUCAAUCGAGAGGCCAGAAAUACGAAUUGGCUGCCGAACACGCUCAUUCUUGCUGCAUUUUGAUUGCGCACGAGAAGUUCAAGAUCGAUGGCGAGUGGUACACUCACAUUGAUUACGACCGUUUCUUCGAGCUUCUUGAGUCCAAGCAAGACUUCUGUGACUUGGACUACAUCAAACAGACCCCCUCUUGGGCGGUGUGGGGCUCCGAAGAAGCAGGCUUCAAUCCAGAUGACACAAGAUAUGACAGAAAGGCUGAAAAAUUGAAGAAAAAGUUGGAAAGAGAGCUGCAGGGAGAGACCAUUCAAGUUUAG